ACCCGGAAAAGGAGUGCGGAAGAUUAGUGUAUUGCAAAAACUCCACUUCGAUAAGAAUCCCUUUAAAUAAACACAAUUAUGCUUACUUCGUUACAUGUAUGGGACUUUUAACUCUUUCGGUCAACUUUCACGUCGAGGAAGUGAAGGGUGAAGCCUGAAAAGACAACACCGGAACACUGGAACGAUAACAAAUGUAUGUGGUAUUUAAACAUGAACGAACGGCAGUGCCUUCUCUUAUGAAUGCCUUGCAUCCCCCAAAAUGUGGCAGCUUUGCGAUUUAUACCAGCUCUUCUGUGUUCUAUGUGAAUUGAGCUGACUCUGGAUCAGUGGUUCGAGCACCAAAACACAAUGGCCAGAAUAUCCUGGUAUCAAGAGAAGAUAGGCGCCUACGACCAACAAGUUUGGGAGAAAUCGCUGGAGCAGACAGACUUAAAUGGUUUGGACAGCAAACCGAGGAAAACCGGUCACAUCAAGUCAGACCUCAUCGAUGUCGACUUAGUAAGAGGGUCCACAUUCAGCAAAGCCAAGCCAGCACGUCCAUGGACAGCUUUGACUCGCAAGGGUCUGGUCAGAGUGUUACUGUUUCCUUUCUUUUUCCCGUGGUGGAUCCAGGUCACAUCCAAAUCCAUCUCCGUUUGUAUUCUGGUGCUGUACUUCAUGCAAGUGGCCGCAGUGCUCCUCUACAUGGAGGUCCCCAGUGCCACUGCCAGUGAGGUGUUUGGGCCUAUGUGUCUGAUGCUGUUGCUAGGCACCGUGCACUGCCAGAUUGUGUCCACCGAGUGUAGCCGGUGGCCCUUGAGUGGUCUAUCUCCCGGCAAUAGCAAUAGUGGCACCAGCCCGGCCCGUAGGAGGAGGCCCAGGAAGGGCAGAGGCCAGAAGAAAUCUGACGAGAAGAAUGAGAGCGAGGACAUGGAGCAGCAAGGCUCGUCACAGUUAGACGAAAUCCAGCAAUUAAACAGAAAAGAUGAGAGAAGAAGCAAAAGAAAAUCAGGUUUCGGAGCGUCUGACGAGCUCUCUAGUGAGGAAGAAGACGGAGUGCAAUCAGUGGAAGUGCCACCCGCAGUGCCGAGGUUGAGGAAGCCCAACCCAAAAGCUGCAACGAGGCCUCAGCAGGAAGGUGGCGGGGCCUUGAGGGUGAAGCCACGCGAGGUGGAGCGCCUCAGACCGAGCGUGGGCAGCCGUUUGGCCUCCGACACUGACGACACCAUGUGGGAGGAGCUUCUCCAGGGCUCAGACUCUGCCUCGACGGGAAGCAGCGACAGUGAUGAUAAUGGGAGGUUCGCUGCCAGUUUGGCGCUCCAGCAGACCACCACGUUGAGUAGCGAUGAUGAGAGCCUGCAAGGCAUCACUGGACACCAACUGUCCUGGUUCCAGGCGUGCCAUCCUUCCAAGGACCGCGUCAGUGCCAUCAUAUGGGAGCAGGGCGAGUGUAAGAAAGCAGACAUGUCCGUGUUGGAGAUCAGCGGGAUCAUCCUCACUCGGGUGAAACUAGCAGAGCAAGGCGUGGGCUACCUGGUGUUUGGUGGACUGGUGACCGCCACGCUGGCGCUGCUGCCCUUUGCCUUCCGCUUGGCCCAGCGUCUAGACGUGUCCAGCCUCUGCUCGCUGUCGGCGUCCGAUCUGGUGGAGAUAGUGUUCAGUCCGGCCAGUUUUCACGCUUACGCCUUUUUCUUCAUCACAACGGUGCUGAGAGUGUGUCUCACAGGGUUGUUCUUCUUCAUGAUGUGUGUGGCUGAGAGGACAUACAAGCAGAGGCUUUUAUUCGCCAAACACUUCAGCCACCUCACGUCAGCCCGCAAAGCCAAAAAGUCAGAGAUCCCUCACUUCCGCCUGAAGAAGGUGCAGAACAUCAAGAUGUGGCUGUCGCUGCGCUCCUUCCUCAGGAGGCGUGGCCCGCAGCGCUCCGUCGACGUCAUUGUGUCCACCAUCUUCCUGCUGGCCCUCUCCACCUCAUUCAUCAUCUGUGCACAGCUUUUACAAAGCCACAAAACCUUCCUGGAGUCACUGACCAACUGGGAGCUGAUGUUGUGGACCUCGUCGCUUGUUCUUUUCCUGCUAAGACUCGCCACACUGGGAUCAGAGACUAACUGCAAAUAUAGCAACUCCUCUGUGUUGCUCACUGAGCAGAUCAACUUGUAUCUCAAGAUGGAGAAAAAGCCCAACAAGAAAGAAGAGCUCAAUAUAGUGAACAAUGUCUUAAAGCUCGCUACUAAACUGAUGAAGGAGCUGGACACUCCUUUCCGCCUUCUCGGUCUGACCGUCAACCCACUCAUCUACAACAUCACCAGGGUGGUCAUCUUGUCGGCUGUUUCUGCCGUGGUCAGUGACCUGCUGGGCUUCAACAUUAGAUUGUGGAAAAUCAAACCUUAAUGUGAACGCGCCAAAAAGCACUUAACAUACCCAGAAGGUCAGACAGACGCCGGCGGCCACCUCUUGCCUUCACUACUCGUGCAAACCUACUGACCACAUGUCAUCACACACUUAACACCUUUGACCCUUGAAUGUGGCUAAAAAUAACCAUGACAGAGUGAAACUUGAGAGUAAACCAGACAAACAAUGUAAUGAAGUAUUAACCACAUAAUGAUACGCCAUGCUAGCAAAUAAGCACGGGUGGUCAGCUUAAGGAAAGUGGGAAUUACAUGUAUUUAUUUUUAGCACUUUUGUGUUCUCUUACCACUAUCUGCCUUCCCUAUUGAGGACCACUGGUGAAUAGAACUAUGCAAUGAAUUCAUGAAAUGUUUCAUAGAAUAAAACAUUUUUACUCCA
Messenger RNA from Doryrhamphus excisus (bluestripe pipefish), 2766 nucleotides. It is a transcript of the gene phtf1, whose product is annotated as putative homeodomain transcription factor 1. Gene Ontology annotation, cellular component: endoplasmic reticulum. The record is from RefSeq and is a predicted model, not a curated record. NCBI's taxonomy places the organism in Eukaryota, Metazoa, Chordata, Actinopteri, Syngnathiformes, Syngnathidae.